This is a messenger RNA of Acanthoscelides obtectus, 1426 nucleotides long. NCBI's taxonomy places the organism in Eukaryota, Metazoa, Arthropoda, Insecta, Coleoptera, Chrysomelidae. The record is from the annotation of a GenBank genome assembly.
AACGCGGUGCUCCGCCGUCCAAGGCUCAAUAACGACAUUAAAUAUCAAAUGCAAUGAUAAGAUAAAACGUUUCUCUCAUACGAAUACGAUAAGCCAGAUAGUCGUAUAUUAAAGGUACAUAACAUUAUGUGAAGUUCCACGGUAAAUAACCUAAAAGAAUGGUGGUGAAACCCAAAAGGCUGUACUUGUUUGGUACAGCGGUGGCCUCGGGUGUGGCCGUAGCUUUAGUAAUACUAUGCUUAGCUACAGAACAAUGGGUGGUGACGGAUUCUGCCAGGUGGACAAUUCAGCUGAACGCACCUCUAAGUACUAUUCGUUAUGGGUUGUUUCAAGGAACGUUCCAGCAAACGGUCUCUACUAACUCUAUUUUGCAAAUUUCCAUGACAUGUUUGUACAAAGAAAAUAUCUGCGCAAUGCUUUGCGGUCAAGACACAGCCACGAUUCUGGAAAAAUUGUACAAUAAUGAAGAAGUUCGCCAAGAUGAUGAGAGUUGUGCACAAGUUAGAGGCACCGCAGUUUAUCAUUCCAAGCCGAUCACACCCAACCUUCAUGAAGACCAAAAUCAUAACAAAAAAUUCAUCAAUGCAGGAGUAUGGAUCUCUACCAUCCUGUUUUUAGCAGUAGCGUUGGCGUUUGGCUCUCUAGCAACACUCCUCGGUUUUUACAACACAGUUUCUUCUCCCAUACAAUGGUAUUUCGGGAUAUUGGGCAUGUACAUUUACAAUUCCGUAGCUAUCAUCGCUAUAGUUAUAGCGAUGUGUCUGUGGGGCACCAUGUAUAAUUUGAUAAUACUCCAUGAUAUUGGAGUAUUUUACACGCUUAAUGGGCAAUUGGACUCUGACAAAAAGGCGUACCUUGGGUUCUCCUACUGGUUGCUGUUUUUACCCAUAGUGUUGUUUUUCUGCAGUAUCGCUUUGCUAUACACGCGUCAAUAUCUCGUGACAAGAGAUCCUGUUCAGAGAGUAGUAGACAUCGACGAUGAAGAUCCUGGUUUAUACCUGUAUUAAAUAUAUGUUCACAAUACACUGCUCAUCUUGUGCAUAAAUAUAGGCGUAUUUUUUAAUUCACCGGUUGAGCCACCGAUGCAACCAAAAUUUCCGUCUGAGCGACCGGUUGUACACCAAACUUGUCUAUAAACUAUAUAGACAAGUUUGGUGUACAACCGGUCGCUCAGACGGAAAUUAAAAGACGAAAAAUUGGUUAAUUGCUUGCACCGGUGAAUUAAAGAAUACGCCUUAUAUUACCGGACUGGUAUACGCAGUAAAUGGUUGGAUCUGUCGUAUAUCACAGGGAAUGUAUAAUAUAAAAUCGUGUACCAUAUACUAAAUGUAAUGAAAAUAAAACGGCGAUCUUUUUCUUCUUGUAAUGUUGCCUAUUCCCAAUUGGUUUCAGAGCGUCCAAAAUCGUUUAAUCAUCGAGAAGACAG